AUGAGGAAGAAAAGAGAAGACGAGAGGAGGAAAGACAAGCCUACUUAUUAUUUCAAGGGACCCGAAUCCCAAACAGUGAAGGAGGGGAAUCGAGGGGGAACAGCAAAGGCUAACCUCAGGCAUGCAUUUUCCGGUGCCAAUGAGGCCAAGCACCAAACUGUACUCUGUAUCGGAAUCAGCCAUCGACGGAAGUUGGCGCUAGACUCGGGACACUAUGCUCCAUCCCAGUGGGUAGCCCCGAGUCCCCUGUCAGGUGAUGUCCUUGUGCCUCCAACCCGGAUCCCCGAAGCUACUGGCAAAAAAAAGGUAACUAAAGUCAAUGGUUUCUAA
Molecule: messenger RNA, 330 nt
Organism: Aspergillus fumigatus Af293
Lineage: Eukaryota; Fungi; Ascomycota; Eurotiomycetes; Eurotiales; Aspergillaceae
Exons: 2
Coding region: 1-330 (109 amino acids)
Source: RefSeq, a predicted model, not a curated record